AUGUUUGAGCAACAAACAAAUUCCACGCGUCUCGACGACAUCAAGGAGGAAAAAAACGACGAUCUCUUCGGUCAGAUGAGUCCUAUGCCUACGAGCCUUAUAAUGGACGCAGUCCAACCUCCUGUGGAAAACGAGUCUUACGACAAUUACAGUUCGAUGACCCCCGCACAGUUUGAUAUGAGCGGUUUCAAAUCCGGGGCGGGCUUAGCAGCUGCAGCCGUCAAUGGCCUCUUGGGCCGCUCGCAUGCGUCUGGCUCCGGUUCCGGCUUCAUGAUGUCUGACUUCGAUCUUAAUUCCCCAGCAUCGGUACUGGCUACCUCGCCCGAUUCCAUGUACAACUCCAAGACGGUCAUUCCCGCUUCGAUGAACCUCUCGCGCAAUGACAGCUCGUAUUCGUCCUACUUUGGAGAAGAUUCCUACAUCGAUUCUGCACAUCCUCCAAGCAAUCUGCAGAGAUCUGCAUCAACAAGGUCCACGGAUAGCGGAAACAGAAAGCACGGAACGUUACAUAGAAGCCACCAUUCGUACUCGCAGCACCCUCAUCCAUACAAGAAGACAUCACACUCUGUCGACGGUGCGCUAGUUUCCCCGAUACCAAAGGAUGAGCUCCUUGGUAUAAACUAA
Ogataea polymorpha is the source of this 624-nucleotide messenger RNA. RefSeq lists its product as uncharacterized. Bases 1 to 624 code for a protein of 207 amino acids. The record is from RefSeq and is a predicted model, not a curated record. NCBI's taxonomy places the organism in Eukaryota, Fungi, Ascomycota, Pichiomycetes, Pichiales, Pichiaceae. The transcript has a single exon.